UGCUUGAACAGUCAGUAGCUGGUCACUUUCUAAAAUAUCAACAUGGGUAAAAUUACACUCUACGGCAUCGAUCCCAGUCCUCCAUUCCGUGCUGUCAAAUUGACUUUGGCCGCUUUGGAAUUGCCUUAUGAGUUCGUUCCGGUUAAUGUGCUGGCAAAGGAACAGCUCUCCGAGGCAUUCGUGAAGAAGAAUCCCCAGCAUACGGUGCCUAUGCUAGAAGAUGACGAUGCAGUUAUCUGGGACUCUCAUGCUAUCAUCACCUAUUUGGUCAGUAAGUACGGCAAGGAUGAUUCACUGUAUCCCAAGGAUCUUCUGAAGCGUGCCGUCGUCGAUCAACGUCUGCACUUUGAAUCUGGUGUCGUGUUCGCCAACGCUCUGCGUGCCAUCACCAAGAGUGUGUUCUUCCUUGGCCAGAAGGUGAUUCCCAAGGAUAAGAUUCAGACUGUUGUCGAGGUCUACGACUUUGUGGAGUCUUUUCUCAAGGAUCACGACUACAUUGCUGGCGAUAAAUUGACGGUCGCUGACUUCAGUCUUAUCUCCUCUGUGAGCUCUCUGACUGCCUAUCUGGAAAUUGAUGCCACCAAGUAUCCAAACACAACUGCAUGGAUCAAGCGUCUGGAGCAGCUGCCUUAUUACUCUGCGAAUGAUGUUGGCAAGAAGCAAUUCAUUGAAGCAAUUAAAGCCACAAAGUUUACUAUUGAACAGUAAUUAAUAAAUUACAAAUUACAGACAAAUUUCUCUUAUGAAUGUUUUAUAAUAAAAU
Messenger RNA from Drosophila nasuta, 763 nucleotides. RefSeq names its product glutathione S-transferase 1-like. The record is from RefSeq and is a predicted model, not a curated record. Bases 43 to 708 code for a protein of 221 amino acids. Lineage: Eukaryota; Metazoa; Arthropoda; Insecta; Diptera; Drosophilidae. Gene Ontology annotation, biological process: glutathione metabolic process. The transcript has a single exon. Gene Ontology annotation, molecular function: glutathione transferase activity.